AGCAGCAUCCGCUCCGAGGGACCGCCUUUGAGGAGCAUCAACGAGAGCUUGGCCAUAUUGUGCAUCCACCUCAUCGUAAAUCGGCUGAGUCACACCUAUACCGGCGGUCUCAGUUUUAACAAUAAAAUAGGACAACAAAAUCAACAAGGAUUAAAAUAAAAAAACGUUAGCAGGUUUUUACACCGUAUCGUCUCGGAAAAUGGUUAAAUUGGGGAAUAAUUUCAGUGACAAAAACAACGCCAAAGCCGUCUCAGAAGAUGGAUUCGACACCAUUCCCCUCAUAACACCCUUGGAUGCCAGUCAACUGCAGUUCCCUGUACUCGACAAGGUGGUGGUAAAGACCAAAACAGACUAUGAUGGGGAGCACAAGAAGAGCAAGCUGCACUCCCCCAAGAUAGCAGAAUUCUCAAUAAGCAUAAUCGAAGGGGUAUCUGAACGACUUAAAGUCACUCUGCUGGUGAUUUGUGCUUUGGCAUUUCUGGUCUGCGUGGUGUUUCUGGUGGUCUAUAAAGUCUACCAAUAUGAGCAGCCCUGUCCAGAUGGCUUCAUGUAUAUGCAGCAGCAAGGUCGGUGCAUGCCGACGGGGAUGUACGGCUACUACCCACCAGGUGGGCGCGGGCGUCUCUUCACCAUCAUCAACCACUACAACAUGGCUAAGCAGACCAUCACCCGGUCCGUGUCCCCGUGGAUGACCGUCAUGUCAGAGGAGAAGGUCACCCAGCAGGAGACCGAGACCCACCAGAAGUUGGCCUAAUGCACUGGGCUGUAUUCAGAGGAUCACCAUCUAGACAUGUGAAGAAAGGAUACGCGGUGCCAUUCAAGCAAACCCAAAUCUGGAAAAGCGUUCUUGAGCUAAAAUGAUUAUUCCUGAGCUGCACCAGUUUUAAUUGAUAUUGUAGAACUGCAAUGUAUCAGGCAUUAAGUAUUGUUUUAAUCAGUUCAAUUAUUUUACAGAUGCCUUUGUGUAUGCACAGACCGGAACAGCGGUCGGAGGGAUAUCAGUUUUGUUUGAAUAGCUUCCGUGGUUAGUUCUUAUUAUGGCGAACACACACACAAACAUGUCUUGCCACACUCGUUGACAAAACAUCUUUGUACACAAACGUAAAUGGGGAAUAGAAUCUCACUUUAGUACCCCAAAUAUAAACUGACUGUGAACCAUAUAGUCUGUGGAGCUGGUUUAACCACACAUGCAUGCAUGACUUUAUAAGGCUUAUGUAUUUUACACAGACUGUCUUUAUUACAAAAAAAACAUAUGAAGUACCGUCAGAAUGUACUGUUUAGCCCUUGAGAUCCUGCUAAAAUGACUGAUAAAAAAAUAACGUUUUUCUCCUCCUAGAUGGUUUUGCCUCUCCCAUUUGUGGAUGAAUGGGCUAUGACUCACUUGAAGAUACAUUUUUAUAAUCUAAAAUCUUAAUGAAUACAAUCCAAAAGUCAUGUCCUAUUGAUGUUUUCGAAGUCAAAUGACUCCAAUGUGUAGAGAACUUUUAAUUCUGGGUCUUGUUCAGUAAGCACGAAACGGGAACACAUUUUGAAACAGGGAGAUACUACCUUUUCAAAACACUUUGCGACGCUGUGCCAUACUGAACACGACCCUGGCAUGACGCUCACUAUAUUUGUCUGUAGAGCUCGCCUUUAUUGUGAACAACACUGUUUGAUCAGGCACUACGUCAAGGUCUAGAGAAAGCAUGCGAAUGCUUAUUGUCACUGCAUAGCAUAUCCCAUGUUGUUGAUACUGAAUGUUUUUGCAUUGCUCUUGAAGGUAAUGUGUCAUGCCAUUGAAUGGGGUUCUGUAGUUGUCAGUCACCCUAGAAGGCAGUCAAGUCAUACAGAAAUACCAGAUUGAGUGAACGCGUGCAGUGCAACUCUAAAAAAGACAUCUGACAGGAGAUUGCUUCAUUACUUAAAAAAAACAAUUUGUCAUUAAAGGGGUGUAAUUUAAGUUUGUUCAAUGAUACAAUGACUUAAACAGAAGUACAUUUUAUGCUGUUUUUUGGGGACAAUUGAGGAACAUGGAUUGGCUUUGAACUGUAAACCAAAUAUCUAUUAAAAUGCACACAUUUCACAUCAACCUUUGAGUAAUCCAUCACAUUAAACAAGAGAUGAAGUUCCUUUAUGCUAAUUUCCAAAGCCAAUUCUUUGGAUCGUGGUUCAUGCCAUAGGCCCAGAUUUCUAGAUCUGUAUGUAAUCUGGAUACUAUUGUUUUGCCAUGAACUACUGCUAAAUGAUGUAAAUGUAAACUAGACUAGGGAAUGGCUGAAGUACAAUCCAUACAAUAUA
Coregonus clupeaformis (lake whitefish) is the source of this 2277-nucleotide messenger RNA. RefSeq names its product neuronal vesicle trafficking-associated protein 1. Gene Ontology annotation, molecular function: clathrin light chain binding. The transcript has 6 exons. Gene Ontology annotation, biological process: clathrin coat assembly; endosomal transport; G protein-coupled dopamine receptor signaling pathway. Gene Ontology annotation, cellular component: membrane; endosome. The coding region runs from base 200 to 754 and encodes 184 amino acids. The record is from RefSeq and is a predicted model, not a curated record. Lineage: Eukaryota; Metazoa; Chordata; Actinopteri; Salmoniformes; Salmonidae.